Molecule: messenger RNA, 1494 nt
Organism: Ipomoea triloba (trilobed morning glory)
Lineage: Eukaryota; Viridiplantae; Streptophyta; Magnoliopsida; Solanales; Convolvulaceae
Exons: 2
Coding region: 364-1077 (237 amino acids)
Cellular component (GO): plasma membrane
Source: RefSeq, a predicted model, not a curated record
UCAGAUCACCCUCCUCAUCUUCUCUCUCUCAUCUCCCACCAAAAACCCUCAAAGAAAAAUAGAAAAAGAAACAACCAGCUACCCACUCCAUUCUUUUCCCAAUUGAUCAAUUCCAAGAAUUCCAGUUACUCCAUCCUCGUCGUCCCUUAAGAAAUUUGUUGAUGUGUUAAUUGUGAGGCCGGCUUGGUUUGCAUGGCAUUGUCAUUCUCGGUAUGUGUUAUUCCAGGGUUUCAGUUAGGGUUCAUGCAUAUCGUGCAUCUUUCUUUCAUGUAAUUGUUGUUUACAUGAUCCUCGAUUGGAUUUAACUAAAUUAGCAGAGAAUUGAAGCGAGCAUAGAGGGCUGAUACGAUAUUAUGUUAUAGGAUGUCUGAACCAAUUAAGCCUCUGAAAAAGCCACCAGGCUACAGAGACCCUUCCAUCCCAAUCCAAAUGCCGCCGUCCUUCUACCCUCCACGGCGAAAGCGCAGGAAUUGCUGCUGCAGAUGUUGUUGCUAUUUCAUCAUUUUCCUCAUAUUCGCCAUCCUCUUGUUGAUCAUGUGCGGGGCCAUUUUCUUCCUGUGGUUCAACCCCAAGCUGCCGGUUUUCCACCUCACCUCCCUUGAUUUCACCAAAUUCGCGGUCACCAACUCCCCAGACGGGGGCUCUUCCUUGAACGCCCAAGGCACCGUCGGGGUGGAGAUGAAGAACCCCAACAAGCAGCUGAAAAUGGUGUACGGGCGGACCAAGCUGGAAUUGAGAGGUGGCACUGGCGGGAGUGAGGACAUGAGCCUUGGGAAGGGCAUCGUGCGCGGUUUUGUGCAGAAAGCGGGGAAUGUGAGGGAGUUGAAAGUGAGGAUUUGGUCUAAGGAGUUGUUGUUUGGGAAGAGCGCAACAAAUGUGGGGGACAGAUUCAAAAGGAAGACGCUGAAGGUGAACGCAGAAGUGAAGACAGGAAUUGGAAUAGGAUUCUCGGGGGGUUGGAGCACCGGCCCCAUUGGGGUCACCGUGCGCUGUAAUGCUCUCAGCUUGAAACACAUAUCCGACGUCACCUCCCGGAAAUGUCACGUUAAACUGCUCAACUUGGUUGAUAUAAGCUGACGACGGAUUAUUACCAAUUCAAAAUCACAAAUUAGUUCUUAUGUGCUUAGAUCAGAACAACUCUAGUGUGUUAUCGGUAGGCUAGAAAACAGAAUUUGUGCUCCCAUGAAGUUAAUUCACCGAUUCAAUAGGUAGUAUUUGAUAGAAGAGACCAAUGUUUAAAACUCGACAGUGGUGGUGCAUGUGGAAUUUGCCCCCUCCCACAUAUUCUGUCCGGCCAGAGUGUGGGGGCUCUAAGAUUGGGAUUCAACCUUUUAGGAGAAGAAACAUGGUUUGUUUUGGGGGUGAAUUUUCAUAGAAAUAUGUGAAAUGUUUUACAGGACAAGAUCGAUCAAUUAGUACGACAUGCAUGCUAUCCAUUCAGAUUCUUGUGAAUGUAUGAAAAUUUAAUCAAUUAGCAUAUGGAGUAAUUUAGUC